Messenger RNA from Rotaria socialis, 1398 nucleotides. The record is from the annotation of a GenBank genome assembly. Lineage: Eukaryota; Metazoa; Rotifera; Eurotatoria; Philodinida; Philodinidae.
AUGUUUCGAACUAUACGUAAUAAUUGGAAAAAAUCUGUAUUUGCCUUUUGCGCUUUAUCCUAUGGUGCUAAUUGGUCUUACGAUCGUUAUCAAGCAAAUCAAAUUCGUCAAUUUUAUUGUCAGCAAGCAUCUAUAAUGGGCUCUCAAACAUUAUCACCUAUGACUCAUGCAAAUCGUGUAGCUGUUUUACUUAAUGGCCAAGCAAAUAAUGGUAAAGCUAAAUCGAUUUAUGACAAAACAAUAUUUCCAUUAUUACAUUUAAUUGGUCUUGAUGUGCGUGUUUAUCGUAUCGAUACAGUAACAGAUCCCAACGGUCUGAAUGAAUUGUUAACAACUAAAAUCGAACCAGAAAAAUUAAGUGCAUUGAUGAUUGUUGGCGGCGAUGGAACAUUAAGUGAAUUAACGCCUCAUCUUCUUCAAUCGAGUGUUUUACAAAAUUUACCUAUUUGCAUUAUACCAAUCGGUGAACAUUUGUCAUUCGCGCGUAGUUUGUUUCCAACGACAAAUAAAAAGAAACUUCACGAUGAUAUCACUUUACUAUGCGAAUCAGUUCUUGGUUUAUUUAACGGGAAAGUUGUUCGAAAACCUUUAUUAAAAAUUACAAUGUCAAAUACUAGUGAAAAACCAACUUAUGCAGCUACGUUUGAAUUAGGACAUUAUACUCGUCUUGAACAACUUCAAAAACGUUUAUGGUAUUUCAGUUAUUUAAAAUAUCCCGUAUCAUCCAUAUACCUUUAUAUAGCAAAUUCUGUAAAAUCAAUAUUGUCAAGUGAACAGCCGUCUCUUGUAUAUUCUAAUCCGUGUUCUGGUUGUUUACGAUGUCAACCUUCACUAAUGGAUCAAUAUCGUUUGUCUCAAGAAAAACCGAAAUCAACUUUUUUCUCGCGUAUCUAUCGAUCGAAUCGUACAAAUCCAAAACCAGUUGUGCCCGAACUAACAGAACCAGUAGAAAAUCCGAAUUGUGGUAUUGAAUACUGUAUGAAUUUAGAUAAAGAACCAGUACAAUUAUGGGCCAAAUUAACGAAUGAUGAUCGUAGUUUCGAAAUCGAUUUAAGUAAUAGAUUUGAACGUUUCAAUUAUGAUAAAGUAAAAUAUCCGAAAGAAUCGUUUAAUGUUCAACAUAUUCGAUUUUAUCCAAAUCCAAAUAUAAUUUCUCUACAUAUGUUAAUUAAUCAUGAAAAAUUAGAUAAAAAAAAGGGAAAUGAAGAAACUGAUUUAGGCGAAUGUCGCAUUGAAUUAAGUGAGAAAACAUUAAAAUUUAUUGAAAUUAAUAAUGAUUUAUUAUUAACGAAAAAAUCAACAUUAAAACCAAUAUUUAAUAAACUGGAAGAAGAUGCUCUCGAGAAAAAGACUAUUUUUCUAUUUAAUCGCCGUCAACAACACAAGCAAUCAACGUGA